Plasmodium knowlesi strain H is the source of this 1560-nucleotide messenger RNA. Its product is annotated as DNA replication complex GINS protein, putative. Gene Ontology annotation, biological process: double-strand break repair via break-induced replication; DNA replication. Gene Ontology annotation, cellular component: GINS complex; nucleus. Bases 1 to 1560 code for a protein of 519 amino acids. Lineage: Eukaryota; Apicomplexa; Aconoidasida; Haemosporida; Plasmodiidae. The record is from RefSeq and is a predicted model, not a curated record. The transcript is spliced from 2 exons.
AUGUCAGAUGUUUUUUCUAUAUUUAAAAAAAAAAGAAUAAAAAAAGCAAAACUGUGCAAAACAUCAUUGAGAAAAAACAAGGGGAGGAUUUUCAUGAGCGACAAAUCCCGUCGGAAGGCGUACGCGACGAACCAAUCGGUUAGUAGCAACCACAGCGGAUUGCUCCACAAGCACAGUAGCGAAUAUCAGAAAAUAUCAGGCGGAGGAGAAGGAGAAGGAGUGAGAGGAAGCUCUGGACCAAGCAACAACAGCGAAAGCUUGAACGGAGUGACAAAGCAAACCCCAUUGAGUAAACUAGGGGCAACUGAAUUAUUAAAUAACGAGUCAAAUGUUGUCGUGGAAAAUUUUCCUAAACUUCCAGUUAAAAACAUUGAAUCGUGUGAAGAUGUGUAUAACAUCUUCUACUUACGAGACCAAUAUCUAAUAGGAAAUAAAAAUAUACAAAUAAAUAAUGAUCAUUUGAUUCUCCUAGAAACAACGUUAGACAAGUUAGAUGCAGCCAUAUCGGAGCUAGAGACAGAAGAAAGUUACUCCACAAAAAAAAUUUUGACAAGUGUGUAUGAAAAGGUUUUCAACUUAUAUAGGAGUUUCAAAAGCAUGAAAAGUUUACCUCCCCAACUUUCCAAUGCGUACAGUUGCUUCCAGAGUAAUAUUCUCUUUGUGAAGGGAAAGCAAUUUAAAAAAAAUUACGUUUUCGAUAAUUUAAUUAAUAUAUAUACGUACCUGCAAAACAGUGAGCUUCAACAGGAUAACAUCGAGAUGAUAAACGAAGCAAUUUAUAUCAAUGAUAAAAAUGUUUCUACUCCAUCCUUCAUAAAUAAAAGUAUUCUUACUUCCAACGAACAUGUUCAGGAACAUAUAGAAUACCUCCCUAUUAAAUUCAAUCCCCAUUUUAUUGAAUUAAAUAAAAUAUCUAUUUAUUAUCUGUUUGAAGAAUCCAUUAAUCACAUAAUAUGGCAGAAGGCGUUGGACGAAUUAGUUGUUGUUAAGGCGUUGGCCGAUAUCCCGUACUUGGACCUAUCCGAAGUGGAAGGGUUCGACUUCAAAAAGAUGAAGUCAGGACAAAGGCAAUGGUACCCUGUGUACAUUGCCAAAGAAUUAAGUGAAGAAGGACUUGCCACCGUCGAGUUCCCCUUUUGGUUCUACAUCGAUAAUUUAAAAAAUAUUUAUAAGAGGGAGUUUGAGGAUACGCACGAACUGACGGAUUUACCUAGUCCAUUCUUCUUCGAAAUAUCCUCCAUGUUUCUAGAAAACAAUGCCUUUAAGAAUUCCACGCCUAUAGAGACCAUUGGUCAUCGCACACCCUACAAGUACAUUCUCAAAGUGGCAGGCCUCAUCCAGGACAUUCGACAGAAGCGCAUUCACAAAAUUAUGAACCGGUUUAAAAACUUCGACGUCUUGUCAGAAAUUAUGUUAAUAAAUAACAUUCAGAUAUAUGAAACGUAUUGUGUGAAUUACUUGGCUUCCGUUUUUUUCCAGAACAAAGGAUCCAGUAGUUCACUAUCCCAUGGCUUUGACGUGCGCAACUAUCUCUUUGAUCCCUUUGUUUUUAGUGCCUAA